UCCCCUCUCUUUUUUCCUAUUCAUCGAAGUGUGCUUCUUUUUUAUUUUAUUUCAGCAUUUCAGCUUGAGACUGCAGGCAGUGAGGUUCACGACGUCUCAGUCAUGAGUAGCCUUUAAAUACAACAACAACAACAAUAAGCCGUCCUGUUAACUUAAGAUUUUUAUUUUUAUUUUUUCAUAAUUUUACAAAACUCGGACAGUGAAUGAGACAUCAUUGGGCCAAGCUUUUCCAGCCCCUAAAGCUUAUAAGCUUUUGUCGAGUUGCUACGAUAGUUGAUAGCUACUGAAGCUUCUACAAGCAAGAUGUUUCUACGAGCGUGUUGUAAGCCGAGGAUUACAAGGAACCGUUUUGUUGUUAUAUUUUUAACUUGUGUGAUAAUAGCAAAUGAAUGUAUCUUCUAUGCUUUCACGGCCACUAAUUGGCCAGUCAUCACUAACAACAGUGAAGACAGUGUUCGGGUAUUAAUAGCAGCAGAUCCUCAAAUUUUGAGUGCUCAGACAGAGCCAUUUUACCCAUUUAGCAUACUUACAUCUUGGGAUGCUAACAGAUUUAUUAGUCGUGGAUUUCACUUGGCACUGUGGAGGAGCAAGCCAGAUAUUGUUGUAUUUUUAGGUGAUCUUCUCAAUGAUGGAAGUAUUGCUAGUGACUUUGACUUUUCUUCAUUAGUUCAACACUUCAGAAAUCUAAUGUACAUUCCAGACUAUGUGAAGCAUACUAUAUUUGUGCCUGGUGACAAUGAUAUUGGUGGAGAGGGAUCUGACCAAGUGACUCCACAUAAAAUUCAGAGGUUUAAUUCAAUCUUCAACCAGUCAACUACUCUACAGUACAAAUUCAUUGACUUCAUUCAGGUUCAAGUGUUGGAUAAUUUCAACAUUAAUACCAGAACUUUGCCCUAUGAGGACGGAAGGAUACGCAUACUGCUGUCACACAUACCUCUCUUGCCAGUUACAAGGAAGAAAAUAAAGGAGGACUGUCAGUUAUGCAGUUUCACUCAGUGCUGGAUUGUGUGUGUGAACCUCCACCAUGUUCACCACUUGGAGUAUACUCCACCACACUUGAAAGUAAUAGAGGAACAUCCGUCCUUUAUAUUCUCUGGGCAUGAGCAUGAGUCCUUAAAUUUUGCUGGCACUAAAGACAAAGCACAAGCUCAAGAAUUUCAUGUUCUCAAAGAAGAAAUGAAAAUUUGGAAUUUUGAUACAACUCAAGAUAAGCUUCAGAAGGACAGUUUUCCCCCCUGCUCCUACAGGAUGGGCAAGCAGCGGUAUGGCUAUGGAACAGCGGUUAUUGAGAAGUCCGGCCUUGUGCACUACACCGUCAUGUGGUUACCGUCUCGCUUUACACAGUUGUGGCUGUACUUGAUUGCUCUUGGUGUCAUCUUUCUUAUUUUUUUACCACCUAUUCUAUGCAUCAUCAAGGUUUAUGUUAUAAAUUUUUAUCAUCUUUGUGGAGUUACCUUAGGAUUCGGACCUAAAUAUCAUCGUGUGUAAGCACUAUUUACGUUGUAUGCAUGCACAAUAAGUAAAUUUACACAUGUAAGAUUCCUGCAACCACAAACAAACAAGCACACACAGGGUAUAUGUUGUAAAUAUGUAAUGGCACAAAGAAGCAUACUGAAAGACUAAAGCAAAUUAAUAUGUAAACUGUAGAAAGUGUACACGCCAUAAUAUGAAGCUUAUGUUCAAAAGUAGGGCCGAGGCAGAAAAAGUGACCUCAUGGUAAGGAUAGUAAUAUUAUUAUAAUCAAAAAGAAGCGCUAAGCCACAAGGACUAUACAGCGAAGGGUAGUAAUAGCAUCAUAGUUUUUAUUGACUUGUUGAAAUUGGGUCAUGAUGCAGUGGAUCCAUCUCAAGGAUUUUGCGCUUGUACUGAAAUUCUUUAUAAUGAAAGUAUAUUUACAAUGAAUUAUUGUUUAUUAUUGGAAAUGUAGGUUGUGCACACUAUCUAAUUGUACAAUUACUCUAGUGUUUAAAUUUCUAGUUGUUUAUCCUAUGUAUCAUUGGUUACAAGAGCUGUAUGGUCCAUAAGGGUAAUGCAGCACUUGGGAAAUGGAGGCACUAAAGUUUGAUUCAAGGGAGGAAAGGUCUAAUUCCUUGAAUCAAGAGCCACUCACUAGCAUCAAGGCUUCUUUCUUGAUGGGUUUGAUUGAUAACAGCUUUUGCAAGUAAACUUGUAUAAAUCAGGCACAUCAAGGGUUAUUAAAUUUUUUUAAACGUGAUAAAAGUUUGGUUUUGUUACGGUAAUUAAAAUAUUUGUGCAAGCAACGAUCACCUUUUUACUAGUCUUGCACAUAUGUAAGUUGGUACUGGUUCAGUAUACUUUCAGUAUAGCACCAGUAUAAUCUACUCUUCACUAUUCAAUGUGCAUUCAGUUAAAUAGCUAAUAUUUUACCUUUUUUUUUUUUCCAAACUGAUUUUGUAUGACGAGAAUCUCUUAUAUAAAAUUUUAAGAUGCUAAUGAAGUAAUUAAACAUUACUGGAAUGCUGGUGGAAUUUUUAGGUUUUCAUUGGAUUAUAUUUUAAUGUAUUAUACUUGCAACAGUAAAAUAGCAAUAUAUUAAAAGAUUGUUUUAAUU
Cherax quadricarinatus is the source of this 2572-nucleotide messenger RNA. Its product is annotated as metallophosphoesterase 1 homolog. The record is from RefSeq and is a predicted model, not a curated record. Gene Ontology annotation, biological process: GPI anchor biosynthetic process. Lineage: Eukaryota; Metazoa; Arthropoda; Malacostraca; Decapoda; Parastacidae. Gene Ontology annotation, molecular function: hydrolase activity. Gene Ontology annotation, cellular component: endoplasmic reticulum.